Molecule: messenger RNA, 842 nt
Organism: Perca fluviatilis (European perch)
Lineage: Eukaryota; Metazoa; Chordata; Actinopteri; Perciformes; Percidae
Product: receptor-interacting serine/threonine-protein kinase 3-like
Biological process (GO): protein phosphorylation
Molecular function (GO): JUN kinase kinase kinase activity; ATP binding
Source: RefSeq, a predicted model, not a curated record
AUGGAAGAGUUUGUUGAAGACUCCAGCCUGGAGGAUUGGGAGGUGAUUGGCUCUGGGGGUUUUGGACAAAUCUACAAAGCCAGGCAUCAUCAGUGGGGCUAUGACGUGGCCAUCAAACUGCCUCUUCAGGACAAGGGGACCGAGAAGUCUUUGCUGCGUGAGAUCGAAAUGAUGCGUCAAGACCCGCAUGUUAUGGCCGUCCGAGGGGUCUUCAAGGGUCAAACGCCCUCUGGCAGGUCAUCGCAGCUUGGUGUGGUCAUGGAGCUCAUGGAGAGAGGAUCAUUGGUCUCCCUACAGGAAGCAUUGAGGGGAACUCCACCCUGGCUGCUGGUCUUCAGACUGGCUCACCAAGUGGCUCUGGGUAUAACCUACCUCCACAGUCUGCCCCGUCCCGUGCUCCACCAGGACCUGAAGCCCCAAAACGUGCUGCUGGACGAUGCUCUCAAUGCCAAGCUUACAGAUUUUGGCCUUUCCCGGAUUUCCUGCAGCGUCACACUGUCCAAGAACGGUGAACCACUAGGAGGGACGAUUAACUACAUGCCACCAGAGGCUUUAACAAGCACAUCGUACAAACCUACCAGAGCCUUUGAUAUCUACAGUUUCGGGAUACUCCUUUGGUCCAUUAUCACAGGGAAACAACCAUAUGCAACAGGUGGACCGCCCACAGCUGGAUGAUAUCAAGGGCGAUGCUGCCGGGUUGACAGAGUUGACAGGACUGAUGAAGAGAUGCUGGGAUCAUAAACCUGAACAAAGGCCCAGAGCCCUUGAGUGUACAACUGAGACAGAAAAACUGUUCAAGAUGCACAAACGUGAACUCAAUGAUGCUGUCCAUGAAGUGCUGA